This is a messenger RNA of Symbiodinium necroappetens, 908 nucleotides long. The record is from the annotation of a GenBank genome assembly. NCBI's taxonomy places the organism in Eukaryota, Dinophyceae, Suessiales, Symbiodiniaceae.
GUGCACUGACAAAGCGAGUUACGGAAGCUGGAGGUUUCCAGCUUGGAAGCACGAUCGUUCCACUUUGCCAUGUCCACGAACUGGUGGCUGGAACAAAGCUCUUCUCACCAAGCUUGUCUAUGGGCGCCGUGUGGCCGAAGCUUGGAGCAUCAGGCGGUCAUGCGACGAAGCUUUUCGUCAAGCGAGGAACUGUCCUGGACGUGGCCGUGGAGGAAGCACUGCGUGGUCAGAAAGUGGUGGCCGUAAAUGCAGCUUCUGCCUACCAUGCUGGCGGAGGGUUUCAAACUGGUGGGCGCCAUGCGCUGGAAGAAGCUAUGUGCAUUCAAAGCACUCUUUACGCCUCCUUGGCAAAAGGCGUCGAGUUGGCCGAGCAGGCAAAAAUCAGGGUACCACCAUGGGUUCAACCGCCCAAGAGGCCCAAGGAUGGCCAGGAUUGGGUGUCACAUCUUCCCGACGACGGUGCGCUUCUGUCGCCAGCGGUGGAGGUCUUCCGCAGCGGCACCAACAACGGCUACGCAUUCCAGGAAAAGGCAGUCUGCCUCGAGGCGGUGGUGUCCGUGGCCAUGCCAAACUGCAAUGCCAAGAUGUCGGACAGCCCAGUGGAUGCGCAUCCAGACCAGGAGAAGUACGCCGAACAGCUUGCCGAUAAAUGGCGGGCAGUCAUGGCAGCGGCAUCAUCAAGACCCGAUGCGAACGUUCUGGUAGUUCCCGAUGCAGGCUGCGGCGUCUUCUUCAAUCCACCAGAGAAAGUUGGUCAGAGCUUUGGAAAGGUCUUGCGGGAUGAGUUUUCCGGACGCUUCGAAGGUGUUGUCAUCGCCUUCCCAGGAGGAAAAGCCGGCGAGGCUUUUGCAGCUGCAGCGGUCGAAGUCUUCGAAGAAUUCGAGACAUUGAAGCCUCAGCGACUUUAG